AUGUCAGCAGUGGGCAUUCGAAGUGAGGCAAGAGCACUUGGAUGCGUACUGGGCAUCGGCAGGCAGGCCUCGCCCAUCUUCCGCAGAUACCUCGCCACGCCAGCAGAACAGCCACGUCUGCGUCUUGGAUCUGAAGCCCCAAACUUCCAGGCAAAGACCACGCAAGGAGACAUUGACUUCCAUCAAUGGCUUGGUGGAAAAUGGGCCAUCCUCUUCUCGCAUCCGGCGGACUUCACUCCCGUCUGCACCACCGAGCUCGGCGCCUUCUCGAAGUUGAAGGAUGAAUUCGAGAAGCGUGAUGUGAAGAUGAUUGGCCUGAGCGCCAACGACUUGGGCAGCCAUGGUCGCUGGAUCCAGGACAUUAACGAGAUCUCCAAGACCAAACUCUCAUUUCCUAUCAUCGCCGAUGCCGACCGUAAGGUGGCGUUCCAAUACGAUAUGGUGGACCAACAGGACCUGGACAACAUCGACGAGAAAGGCAUCGCCUUCACCAUCCGCUCUGUCUUCGUGAUCGAUCCGAGCAAGAAGAUCCGUCUUACAAUGAUGUAUCCGGCUUCAACGGGCCGGAACACGACCGAGGUUCUUCGCGUCAUCGACAGUCUCCAGACUGGUGACAAGAAAGGCGUGACGACUCCGAUCGAUUGGAAGGUCGGCGAGGAUGUCAUCGUGCCGCCGUCGGUGUCCACAGAGGCUGCCAAGAAGAAGUUUGGCGAGGUGAGGGAGGUCAAGCCGUAUCUGAGGUACACCAAGAUCUGAUUAUGGCGUCGUGCAUGCAAUGAAGUGCAUGGAUGUAUGUCCAUCUCCUCCCGGAUCCGCGUGUCAGAGGAAGAUACGACAUGUUCUCCUGUUGGUCAUCCUAUACCCAAUCGUAUGUCGUAGAUCAUG
Zymoseptoria tritici IPO323 is the source of this 885-nucleotide messenger RNA. RefSeq lists its product as uncharacterized. Gene Ontology annotation, cellular component: cytosol; mitochondrion. The transcript has 5 exons. Gene Ontology annotation, molecular function: thioredoxin peroxidase activity. Gene Ontology annotation, biological process: cellular oxidant detoxification; cellular response to oxidative stress; cell redox homeostasis. The record is from RefSeq and is a predicted model, not a curated record. The coding region runs from base 1 to 756 and encodes 251 amino acids. NCBI's taxonomy places the organism in Eukaryota, Fungi, Ascomycota, Dothideomycetes, Mycosphaerellales, Mycosphaerellaceae.